GAGGGCAAAUGUCAAUUGGGGUUUCGACAAACGUCAACGACGUACGAGUACACAUAACCUAGCUCUGCUAAUAAAUACACAUUCAGUUAAAUUCAAUUAAUUAACACUCUUUACGCACCGAUCACGAUUCGGCUUUGUGUUUCAUGUGAUGGGCUAGUAACACAACGUGCACACAAAUGAUUUUAUCCGCACUCAAGCACCAGUCGUAUAACAUGAAUCCCACACAUGAAGGGACUUUCAAAAGUUAUCUCGAUGAAACUGUUUUAGAAAAUAUUUCGUUAAAUGAUAAGCAGAAGACAUCAUUAUUAGAAGGUGAAACUGUGGUGCAUGAAGCCCAAAAGUUCCUCCUGGCUCCGCUGAGUGAUGUAGACAUUAGAAGUGCAUUAAUUGGUGUGUUAACAGUAACAACCUUUAAACUAUCAUUUGCAAACACAAACAGUGAUCAAGAACCAAAUGGCCACCAGAAUAACCUACUCCUAAAGCCAAAUGAGAUUUGUCUAUCAGCUAUUGAGUCUGUGUAUCAAAUGGGUGACAAGUCAAAGAAAAAACUUGCACCUGGCCAGAAUGUAACAGGAAAGAUCAAAGAAUUGUUGAUUGUAUGUAAGAAUAUGAAAACAAUGAGUUUCAACUUUAAACAUUGUGAUAAAGACAGCGGCAAGCAGAUUGCGAACGCGUUGCUGCAUCACGCCUUCCCGAAACGCGCGAAUUUACUCUUCGCAUACGAAUAUAAACACGAACCGCAGCAUAGUCGAGAAUCAAAGGACAAAUUCAUCUCGCGGGAUGACUGGGAACGCGAGCUGAAACGCACGCAAUGCCCGAAUUGGCGUGUGUCGGACGUGAACGCCAACUACAAUGUCUCUGUACACCUACCGGAGUAUGUAGUCGUGCCCAAAGACAUCACAAACGAUGAUAUUUACAAAGGCGCGCAGGUUUUCCGAAAUACCAGCUUCCCCAUCUGGGUUUGGGGUAAUGAAUCAGCCGCAUUAGUGCGCAUGCCCGAAGUGUUACCUUCUGUAACAAACCGUUCGCAUGAAAAUACAUUCCUCGCGAAGAUUCAUAAAUGUCAUCCGGAGAAAACCGAGCCGGAGAUAUUCGAGCUGCUCCGAGACUGUCCGACGCCACGAGAUAUUCAAGGAAGUUAUAUAAAACUGCGUAAUCUAUGCGUGCCGGACAGCACACGAUUGUUCAAAUUGCAAGAUUACAAAUUCUACGGCUUAUUGGACGCUUGCAAAUGGCUGCAUCAUGUCAGCGCAUGCCUGUCGAAGGCUCGUGACGCUGCUGAUUUAUUAGAACAGCGUAAAACUGUUGUUUUGCAAGAGGAUAGAGGCGCGGAUUUGAAUUGCGUUGUUUCUAGCCUUACGCAGUUGAUUCUCGACGCGCAUUGGCGCACGAUGCGCGGAUUCCAGGCGCUGGUGCAGAAAGAAUGGGUGAGUCUUGCGCAUCCGUUUCAGUUUCGACUCGGACACAUUCUCAACGAUGAUGUGGAACCUGCGUACGUCUUCCUGCUCUUCCUCGAUUGUGUGUGGCAGCUUUUACGGCAGCAUCCGGAAGCGUUUCAGUUUAGCGAGACGUAUCUGACGACGGUGUGGGAUUCAGCGCAUGUGAAUAUUUUCGAUACGUUUUUGUUCAACAAUCAACAUGAUCGGCAGAAUGCCUAUAGAGGUGAUAACUUAAUCCCGCGAUCCGUCUGGGAUUGGAGUGAACAAUUUGCCGAGCAUGAUGUUGUACUCUUCCGGAAUCCAUUGUAUGACAAAUCAGCGCGUGCGCGCCUCCGACCACAAACAGGCGCAUCCGCGCUGGAUGUAUGGCGGCAGUGCUACUUCCGCUGGCUGCCGGAUUUGGAAAUACGUAAUGGCGGCCAGCCGCAGGUGGACAUGUGCAAUCGUUUCAUCGCCGAGGAAAUCGACUUACUGCGACUUCAACUCAGCGAUCAGCGCACAAAUGGCGCCGCCGGUCAAAGCAAAACAGAUCAACUCGCGUGCCUCUCUGCUGUGCAUAGCUUCUAUCCAUUCAGCCAGUCUGGCAGAGCCGGUGGCGCCGCCACUAACAACUUCCAUGACGAAUUGCUUUUUGGGAACGAUGCGUUCGACACUCAAUCAAUACUAAAUCUUACCAAUGAUUAGCACUCACAGAUCAUUCUCUAUUUCGUUUCCGCGUAGCGUUAUUCUUUAUUUAUUUAUAUCUUCAACUGUUUUUUUUUUUAACUCGAGUUUACCUUUACGUUCUAAUCGAUGAUGCUGCUUAACCAAAUGAUAUUUCGCUCCACCCAGUAUUCGUACUACCUUCGGUGUGCGUCGUAAGAAUAGGAUAGCUUUAAGUUUGUAACUUUGCUAGCGCGUAAGAUGACGUAUUUGUGUUUUGUUAAUUUACUUCCGAGGGCGACUCCGGAUUGGUGGUGUUUACAUUUAAAUUUUGUACUUUUGAAGGAUGCGCCUAUAUUUAUAUAACGAGUUACAGCACGCAAACGUGUACAAACUAUUAAUAAAUUUGUGUGUUUAACAA
Messenger RNA from Dalotia coriaria, 2502 nucleotides. RefSeq names its product myotubularin-related protein 10-B. NCBI's taxonomy places the organism in Eukaryota, Metazoa, Arthropoda, Insecta, Coleoptera, Staphylinidae. Gene Ontology annotation, cellular component: membrane; cytoplasm. The record is from RefSeq and is a predicted model, not a curated record. Gene Ontology annotation, molecular function: phosphatidylinositol-3-phosphate phosphatase activity. Gene Ontology annotation, biological process: phosphatidylinositol dephosphorylation.